AUGUCUGCCCUGACGCCGCCGACUGACAUGCCCACCCCCACCACCGACAAGAUCACACAGGCUGCCAUGGAGACCAUCUACUUGUGCAAGUUCCGGGUGUCCAUGGACGGGGAGUGGCUCUGCCUCCGAGAGCUGGAUGACAUCUCGCUCACCCCCGACCCAGAGCCUACCCAUGAAGACUCUUGGGAGGAUUUGACAGAUUUGGUGGAGCAAAUGCGUGAUGAUACAGAAGAUCCUAAUUAUCUCAUGGCCAACGAGCGCAUGAACCUGAUGAACAUGGCCAAGCUGAGCAUCAAGGGCUUGAUUGAGUCGGCGCUGAACCUGGGGAGGACCCUGGACUCUGACUACGCACCUCUGCAGCAGUUCUUUGUGGUGAUGGAGCACUGUCUGAAACAUGGCUUGAAAGCUAAGAAAACUUUUCUUGGACAAAAUAAAUCCUUCUGGGGGCCUCUAGAACUGGUAGAAAAGCUUGUUCCAGAAGCUGCAGAGAUAACAGCGAGUGUUAAAGAUCUUCCAGGACUUAAGACGCCAGUAGGCAGAGGAAGAGCCUGGCUUCGUUUGGCAUUAAUGCAAAAGAAACUCUCAGAAUAUAUGAAAGCUUUGAUCAAUAAGAAAGAACUUCUCAGUGAAUUCUAUGAACCCAAUGCUCUCAUGAUGGAAGAAGAAGGAGCCAUCAUUGCUGGGCUGUUGGUAGGUCUGAAUGUCAUUGAUGCCAACUUCUGUAUGAAAGGAGAAGAUCUGGACUCUCAGGUUGGAGUUAUAGAUUUUUCAAUGUAUCUCAAGGAUGGAAACAGCAGUAAAGGGAGUGAAGGAGAUGGUCAGAUUACUGCAAUUCUGGACCAGAAGAACUAUGUAGAAGAACUCAACAGACACCUGAAUGCUACUGUAAAUAACCUCCAGGCAAAAGUGGAUGCAUUAGAAAAAUCCAACACUAAACUGACAGAGGAGCUUGCAGUUGCAAACAACAGGAUUAUUACCUUGCAAGAAGAAAUGGAACGAGUUAAGGAGGAAAGUUCCUACAUACUGGAAUCCAAUCGAAAGGGUCCGAAGCAAGACAGAAUGCCAGAAGGCCAAGCACUGAGUGAAGCAAGGAAGCAUUUGAAGGAGGAGACCCAGUUGCGACUGGAUGUUGAAAAAGAACUGGAGUUCCAGAUCAGCAUGAGACAAGAGAUGGAACUAGCUAUGAAAAUGCUGGAGAAGGAUGUCUGUGAGAAGCAGGACGCCCUGGUGUCUCUGCGGCAGCAGCUGGAUGACCUCAGGGCUCUCAAGCAUGAACUUGCCUUUAAGCUGCAGAGUUCGGACUUAGGAGUAAAACAGAAAAGUGAACUAAAUAGUCGCUUGGAGGAAAAGACUAAUCAGAUGGCUGCUACCAUUAAACAGCUGGAACAAAGUGAGAAGGAUUUGGUGAAACAGGCAAAGACCUUAAAUAGUGCAGCAAAUAAGCUGAUCCCAAAACAUCAUUAGGAAAGGUGCCGUUGGUCACCUUGCAAGUCAAUACCACAUCUAACUUGCAAAAGGAAGAAAUCUGAAAGUUACUGUGUUUAGGCUUUUAUUCUUUACAAAACGUUACCAAAACUUGACUUAGAAUUUGUCUGACUUUUAAAAAAACACUUGGAUAUAUAGGUUGAGUUAUUUUCUUAUUAUUUUUUCCCCAGAGUUAGAAAAUGGUAUAAGUUUUUCCCCAGAGUUAGAAAAAUGGUAUAAGUUCCUAACUAAAUGCUAAAUAAACUGGGAAAUUACUUCUGAGUUGACCAAUAAAUUAAGACAUCAUUAAAAAACAAAGUGUAGGGAAUUGAAGCUCUGUAUAUACAUUCAUGAUGCCUUUCCAAGCCAGUCCUAGGGAUGUGGGUGUGCGUGUCCGUGUCAGCGAGCCUGUGCUGCUCGCAGUGUGAUGAGUGGGAGGGGCCACAGGUGAGCUGCCCCUGCUCUAAAGUCGCUCCCAUCGCAAGGCUGUGACCCCUUUUUACUUGGGUUACAGAUUUAGUCCCUAAGCCCACGAGUGCUUACUACUUCAUUGUGGUCCUGUCUCAUAACCAAGACUGCUUACAACUGUUUAGCUUAGUGACUUCAAAAAACAACUAAAAAACGGCACCUACAUUUCUUUAAAGUACUCAGAGAUGAAGUUAGUGAUUAGCCUGUGAUAACAUAAUAACAUGGAAGAUUGGGGACCCUCCUAAGACUUGUCAUCUCCUGCCUUUGCCAUUUCCUGCAGUUCUACUUCCGACCUAGCUCAGAGAGACUAAUUUUAAUAACAGCACUCCUCUCCUGUAGAAAACACAUCACACGGUUUCACACCUACCCAGCUUUUCCUAUUGGAGCAGAGGACAAGGUGCAGGUGUCAGUGGCGACUCCCUGUCCAUCAGUCCUUACUGACAAGCAUUUAGUUAAGCGUUUCUGUUACUUUUUGUUUAGAUGAGGAUUUGCUAAAGUUCCUGGAAAAUGAAUAAUUUCAUAAUUGGAAGAAUAUUUCAGCAUAGAAAAUAGAUACAUGAUAAACUUUUAUUCUUUGUUAUCAUUUAGUAUGAAAAUAAAGAUUUUCAGUAGAUAACCCACAAGCAAUAUUAGCAGGGCUGCUUUUUCUAAGUGACCACAUACCUAACCCUUUCUAGGCUUUACAUUGUAAAUAAUCCUAUAAAUACUUUGAUAUUUUAGGAUGACUUUUUUUGACAGGCUUCACAUAAGCCUUUAUUCCUUCAAAAGGUCUUGGCAAAAUAUUUGGGUUUUUCUUUUUUCUCAUUCUGGUAUGCUUUGCAGCAUUUCAGCUGCUGAGGUUGGGGCAAAGAUGACCCAUUUGCUUCCACCUUCUUUGCCUUUUUGGCAAAACCAGAAUUAAGAGAGUAAGUUAGAACUCUUGUGUGCUUGCGUUGGUCCCUGUACAGACUUGAAUCAAAAUCAAGUCAAAUAACAUACAUUUAGAACCACUUUGUGGAAGAUCUGUGUUCCUGAACUUGCUUUAGUUCUUACAAUUUUGCACCUAUAUAAAGGAAGCUCUUAGUAUAUAUUCCUACCUUCAUCAGCCUUUUGUGGUAAUGAGUCGCCUUUGCUAUGAGCAUUUGGAAGGAGUGAUCAAACACCAAAAUAAAACUUUUUGAAGACUACAUUAUAGUUCUAAAUUCUAUUAUAUAAAGUCCCAAAUGCUUUACCUUCUAAAACACGUGGUUUUAUAGGUGCAGAAGUGUAAGAUGUUUAGAAGGAAGCGUCCAUCAGAUCUCCCAGAGAGUGUGGUCAGGAGUCUUACACAGGCCCAGUGCUGAGUUCUCUGUCCUCACAGCCAGACCCACUUGGUGUUAGAGGGAUGGAAAGGAAAGAGGCAGCCAAACUCUUGACAGAAUGUUUUCAUUAUAGAAUAACCCAAAGCCUGGGUACAGGCUGAUGUAUAAAGUUUGGUGGUUGGAUAUGUAUGGUGUGGAGAAAGGGCAAGAGAAACACUAUAAUUCAACGUAUAAGAAAGUAGUUAUCUAUUUGCAAGUUCCAGUUAUGUUUGUUAAAGGGAAAUAAAAAGUACCAAACCUAUUAGGAAAUAAAAACACAAAAAUGGAUUUAAUCUAAAUUAUUGUGUACUUGAGGUUGGCUUUGGAUAUGGAUUUUCUGAAGUGAUGUUUUAUUGUUUAUCAUCUGAUGGCUGUAAACUGUAGCACUAGAAUAAAAAAAAGUGGAAAUCAGUUUUCCUCUGCCUGGUUCACCUUCAUCUUGUUUUUCUUUAGAAUUUGUUUCUUCUCCAUCUUUUUCCCCUAUGAUUUCUUCCCCUUUGUCCUUCAACGUUUUUUUCCUUGCUCAGUCUCUCUGCGCCUUCUUCCUUGGGUUACUUUAUUUUGUGUUGUGAACUUGGUCUUCCCCCCCACGUGGCUUUUGUUUUUUAUCACAAGUUCAUGUG
This is a messenger RNA of Otolemur garnettii (small-eared galago), 3874 nucleotides long. It is a transcript of the gene RUFY3, whose product is annotated as RUN and FYVE domain containing 3. The coding region runs from base 1 to 1464 and encodes 487 amino acids. Gene Ontology annotation, biological process: regulation of axonogenesis. Gene Ontology annotation, cellular component: cytoplasm. The transcript has 14 exons. Lineage: Eukaryota; Metazoa; Chordata; Mammalia; Primates; Galagidae. The record is from RefSeq and is a predicted model, not a curated record.